AUGUCUGACGAAUCGAUGUAUCGCGGCGUCACGCCCAAAGAAGCUCGCAUCUACAUCAUCGGUCCAGAACACUCGGGCAUUGAAGAAAUAGGCGAAGCCCUGCUUAGGUCAGACAUAAAGUGCCUGAAGCGUACUACUGAUGUCAACGCUACCUGUCAACAGUUUCGGGCAUCAGAUGGCGAAGAAAGACUUCGCGCCCUCUCGAAUGACACGGCAUACAAUGAAAAAUUAGAGGACGGCAGGCUUCGGAUUCCUGACGAAAAUCUUGUUGUCAUGGUUAAGAGGGAUUUGAACAGCGCUAUGGAAAGAUGGGCGAGGAAGCAUGGUGAGCCCAGCACGGAUGAUCAGAGGGAUGACACGCGUGAGAAACAGACCAGUGGAUUCCUUCUCGAGAACUUUCCGCGAAAGAUACAUAGCGCCAUCAAGAAUUUGCAGCCAGAACAGGUCCAGAAACAGAAUGAGAGGAAAGAGGCCUGUGCGAGGUAUGUUAAAGAACGAAAGGAGGCCGAGAGGGGUUUCGCGGACAUGAAGAUACAGCCGGGCACCCGUUCGUUGGAAGUAGAUGGAGAUGAAAAGAUGUUAGCUGUACAGAAGAUCUGUGAGGAUUGGAUGACAAUGCAGCUUGAGAAUGGAGGGGAUGCUUGA
Messenger RNA from Alternaria ventricosa, 645 nucleotides. RefSeq lists its product as uncharacterized. The record is from RefSeq and is a predicted model, not a curated record. Lineage: Eukaryota; Fungi; Ascomycota; Dothideomycetes; Pleosporales; Pleosporaceae. The transcript has a single exon. The coding region runs from base 1 to 645 and encodes 214 amino acids.